AUGCCUAAUUAUCAAUUAUUAUGCAUUUUCAAAAAUUUGCCCAAACCUGAGCUUAUGAUGGGCAUAAAAGCAGCAGCAACAUGCAUUUUAGAUCAUAAUGGUGUUAUAAAAUCGUUUGAAAAUCUUGGUUUACGUCGUCUUCCGAUUCGUCUUAUUGGUAAUGAUGCACAAAUUUAUCGUGAAGGACACUAUAUUUUCAUCAAUUUUUUAUCAGGUACCACAAAAAUUUAUGAAAUGAUGGCUGCACUUAGACGUGAAGGUGAUAUAUUACGACGAAUUAUUUCAAAUGAUGAUAAAGUUAAUGAAAAACAUGAAUGCCAUUGUGAUAAAUAUGGAUAUUUUGUUACGGAUAUUGUCGAUUAUACAAAACCAUUAACUGUAUGGAACAAAAAAAUAACUGAUCCAUUGUAUAAAACACGUUUAUAG
Molecule: messenger RNA, 426 nt
Organism: Rotaria sp. Silwood2
Lineage: Eukaryota; Metazoa; Rotifera; Eurotatoria; Philodinida; Philodinidae
Source: the annotation of a GenBank genome assembly